This is a messenger RNA of Physcomitrium patens, 2449 nucleotides long. Its product is annotated as protein TRIGALACTOSYLDIACYLGLYCEROL 3, chloroplastic. The record is from RefSeq and is a predicted model, not a curated record. Gene Ontology annotation, molecular function: ATP hydrolysis activity; ATP binding. NCBI's taxonomy places the organism in Eukaryota, Viridiplantae, Streptophyta, Bryopsida, Funariales, Funariaceae.
GUCGGAUUCGAGAUCGGAGUACGAUUCCAUUAGCAGAACAGGCGAGUAUCUGUGUGACGUGUGGAUGUCCUCCGGAUGGAAUGGUCGUCGUGCACAUGAAGGAGGUGUGGGAAAGGGAUCUGCUGAUAUCGUUUUCUUCGGCGAUUAGCACCGAUCUGCGAGGCUAUCCGACAGAAGGAUCACAGCUUGUUGAAUUUUCUCAAUUCACAUGCGUAGGUUUCAAAUUUUUCUGUUGUCAGGGGUUUGAUGAAGCAGCUUGGUGCGAAGAGAAUGCUCUUUCCCGCGAUUCGCAACUUCUUUUGGUUGCUGUUUCUAUUGGUGAUGAGAUUUUGAAGAGGUUUUGAUGAGCUCGAAGGAUUUGUAGAAUUGAAGGAGGUGAGAAGACUAAGAAAACGACGAGGAUCACGUUGGCUACAACGACGGAGCUGGUUUGUUACUUCCUUUCGCAGGAGGUUAUUGUUGGUUGUUCCUUCACGCAGUUGACAUCAUGAUGAGAGUGGCGCACGCACCUAUUAGUGUCUGCACGCCUGUCACAACCAUUUGUGACUCUAGCUCUCACAAGCGGCGUGUCGAAUUUGGACAUUGUCGUGCAAGAUGGAAAGAUACGACCAUAAGAUCCAAUGGCGGGAGUAUGGAACCUGGAAGGUGGAAAGAAAUUCAGAGUCUAAGUCACUCGUCUGCAAAUGUUGGUGAUUUGGUAAGUGCAAGAGCUAAGCAUGCUGUGGACGAUAAUGCGGAAGUUUUAAUCGAAUGUUGUGAUGUUUACAAAUCUUUUGGCGAGAAGCCCAUCCUGCAAGGUGCGAGCUUUAAGAUACGACAUGGUGAGGCAGUUGGCAUCAUUGGUCCCUCUGGCACAGGCAAAUCUACUAUUCUCCGCAUCAUGGCUGGACUUCUUGCUCCAGAUAAGGGCGAGGUUUAUAUUAAUGGGAAGAGACGAGAUGGUCUGGACAGUGAUGAAGAUAUGUUUGGUCUUCGAAUUGGUUUGGUAUUUCAAAGUGCAGCCCUAUUUGAUUCGUUAACUGUUCGAGAAAAUGUCGGAUUCAUGCUGUAUGAACACUCUAAUUUGUGCAAUGACAGAAUUGCUGAGCUUGUUCGGGAAAGUCUAGCAGCUGUUGGUUUGAAGGAUGUUGAAGAGCGUCUACCUUCAGAAUUAUCUGGAGGUAUGAAAAAGAGGGUUGCUUUAGCCCGUGCUAUUAUAUCUGAUGGCAAGCCAGCUGAAUACUCUGAACAAGAGGUGGUAAUGUAUGAUGAGCCUACGGCAGGGCUGGAUCCGAUUGCUUCAACAGUGGUUGAGGAUUUGAUACGAUCAGUUCAUAUAAAUGGUCGUGAUGCUCAAGGAAAUCCUGGAACUAUAGCCUCCUACGUUGUCGUAACUCAUCAACACAGUACCAUUCGUCGAGCUGUUGAUAGGGUUCUAUUUUUACAUGAAGGGAAAGUGGUAUGGGAAGGUCCAACUGCAGAAUUUGACACAUCUGACAAUGCUAUAGUGCGACAGUUUGCGGAUGGAAGCCUACGUGGUCCAAUUCAGUACUAAGGUUCCAAAUGCUUUUCCUGCUACAACCGAGAAACUGUUUUAGACAAAUUGUUUUGAGUACUUCACUUUGUUCUCUACUAGCAUCAAUUUCUCCUCGACAUUCUUUAUCACCUGAGAGUGCUUGGAAAGAGAUGAAGUUUCUUGUGUGCACAAUGCCGACCUUGCACGAAAGACUUGCCGUCGUUUUUGUAUACUUCAAGAGGGAUCUCGGAAACCUUGCACGAGAGGCAGCCUCAUAGUAAACACAAUCAUUUUGGAAGCAAAAUCUGGACUAGGCUCGAAGUGUAUGUGCACGUCAGUGUGAAGGAGAAGAUGCGUGAUUGCUAUUGUGAUGGCGGCGGGGAGAAAAGAUAAAACAUGGGAACGUGGGGUGGAGACGGCUAUGAUGGCGUGGUGGGAGAGGCCAAGUGGCAAAUGUGGGGCCUUUAAAAAAGAGAGAUUACUGGAUUCUUAUGGCUCGAUGUGUCAAUUAAUAGCCCAUAUUACACACUCCAGGAGAGCACCAGUGUGUGGUUGCCAGGAUAUUUUACGGCACCAAGAGCACAUCGGGGUGCCUUAACCACCAAGGCACUGAGUACGUCUGCUCCUGUUGCUAUUGCUGUUGUUCUUCACGGUUUAUCGUAAGAUCUAUUCUGGCGAUUCCGUCCUGGUUCCAAGUGUAUCUUGUGUUGAAUUAUCUCUUCAGAUUUUUAGGCCAACAUGCUUUAUUUGUGAUUAGGAAGGAUGAAAGUUUACCUGUAUGGUUCAGCCCUAUCGAUUUUCCACUUGGGUAGGUCAUAGCCGACGGUCAUGACAUUCUUUCGAUCCCAUCCAGGUACAUAAUGUGUUUAGUCUUCAUAUUACUGCUUUGUAAGUUUUAUCUCAAAUCCCUGCGUCUACGAAUCGUAGUACCUUGAGACUAGGAGUUUGCAUGGA